Myzus persicae (green peach aphid) is the source of this 3177-nucleotide messenger RNA. Its product is annotated as E3 ubiquitin-protein ligase ZNRF2-like. The transcript is spliced from 4 exons. The record is from RefSeq and is a predicted model, not a curated record. Lineage: Eukaryota; Metazoa; Arthropoda; Insecta; Hemiptera; Aphididae. Bases 569 to 1201 code for a protein of 210 amino acids.
AGUUGACCAUGUUAUCAUCAUUAUCAGAACUACCAAUUUGUAACUGCGCGACGACAUAAAGACUUGAGUGUCGGAGAGACGACGAACGAAAAGCUAGGACGGAAAAAAAGUAGUAUAAAAUUAAUGAUCGAAACAACAAAUAAGUAAUUAACCGAUAUUAUUGUAGUUAUUACUUUGAAACAAUCUUCGUCGUAUUUUUCGUGAUAUCGUUAUUAUUAUUUGUUAUUAUCAUAUCGUCAUUAUUAUUAAUUUUCUUUGUUUUCGUUCUCAUACCGUCGUCGGAAAGUCGGAACUGAAACGCGUUUUGUUUCUGUGCGCAAUUCCAAGUGAAUUUCAUUGUGAUUUGAAGUGCGCCAUUAGUAGUACACGUUGGCAGUUGAUUUUUGGUGCGGCGAUCGAUGUCGAAUGUUCCGGACGUCGUCGUCCGCUUGACGGAACGUCGUCUUUCGGUGGUCGUUUGCUUAUAGUACGACGCUCGCGACAGAGACUAAAAACUCAAAGCUCCACCGUCCGUGUUCGUCCGCGUCGUCGUGCAGCGGUGUUCGCGUGAACGUUCGUUGCAUGCAAGAUGGGAGCGAAGGCCAGCACGGCCAACGGCGAUGACGGCGGCGCCGGCCACGGAGACCACCAGUCGUUUUCUUCCGGCAACGGGUCGGAUUCUGUACAGACGGCCGGCAACCCUGGGUUCAGCAUUCUGCGUUCCCUACCCAGUGCUGUAGCUAACGACAGACAGCGCGCCAGGUCUCUGUCUGGAGUGCCCAAUUGCCAUGACAACAACAGCAACUCAACGAGUCCACGGUUUGAUAUCACAGAUGUCUUGGAAGCUGACAGCAGCUCAAAUGACGAUCAGAACUUGGACAGUCCUACAGUCACUGCUAACAUCAGUCUUGGACGUGUUUAUUCGGCUCAUUCGUUACCUGCACAUAUUUGGCCAUUUAAUGGAAUUAAGUGUCCAGUAUGUUCAAAGUUUGUCUUACCAGACGAGAUAGAAGUACAUCUAGUUAUGUGCUUGACCAAACCUAGACUGAUUUACAAUGAAGAUGUUUUAAAAGACGAUAAAGGUGAAUGUGUCAUUUGUUUGGAAGAACUGAUACAAGGUGAUACCAUAGCUAGACUUCCUUGUCUUUGCAUAUACCAUAAAACAUGUAUAGACCGGUGGUUUGAAGUGAACAGAUCGUGCCCUGAGCAUCCCGGAGAUUAAACCGUUUAUACAGACUUCGAACAAAAACUGAAAAGGGGAAUAUAAGAUAAUGUAACAAAUAAUUGUUGCGCAGCUAUAUAUAUUAUGAAUAGUAAUUAUUAUAUUAUGAUUAAUAAUUAUUUAAAUUUUUUAACGACUACGAGAUGUCGAAACGUCAAUCCCGAACUAUAUAUACUAUAUUACCAUUUACCAUACCAAUAUUAAAAUAUAUACCUGUAAAUUAACUUAAAAUAAUGUGCAUGAAAACAAAUAAAUAACGUCAUAAUUAUAUCAUCCAUAAUAUGCUUUCAAUAUUUUGCAAUUAGGUUGUGUACAAAGGCUGAUACAACUGUUGAUUGUCAGUUUUCGAACGAUUUUAUUUUUAUUUAUUGAUUAUGAAAAUGAUACUUGAACUAACAAAAAUCACUUAAAAUGUUAUUCUUGACUGUAAGAUGUUUUCACACAAAUUGUUUAAUUUCUUCUUUACUGCUUUAUAAAAUGUAUAAAGUCAAGCAAUGUUCAGUUGAGAUAAAAUUAAAAAUUAAAUUAAAACCAUUUUUUUUUUUAUAACUUUAUUUAUACUACAUAAUUAUAUAGUUGACGUAUUACAUAAUACAAAAAACUGUACAUAUCAUUUUGUGUUUUUUUGUUUUUUUUUAGAUUUAUUCUCCCACUUUUUUAUUGAUACAUUUACAUGUCUUGAAGUAAAAACUACUACUAAAUCAUAACAUAAAUGUUUUGAAUUCUACCUUAACUUUUCUAUAUAGAAUGAGUUAAAUUAAUGUUUGUAUAAUAUGUAAACUGAUCAUAAAUAAAACUGUUAUUGUAUAUUUUAUAAACGUUCCGAAUGAAUCAGCUAAUAUUUAUAUAUAUAAUAUAUAUAGCUAUUCCAGAGUUUAAAUAUUAUGUUUUACAUUAUUUUUUCUGAUUCCAUAUUGUUGAUGGUCAGAAAUAUAUAUCAUUUAUUUUAAUUUUACUCAAUUGUAAGAAAAUUUAAAUAGACUUAAGCGUUUUGUCGUUAUUUUUAAUUUACAUACGGUGCAUUGUAACUUUGUUUUGUUUUGUUUUAUUAUUUUUUUUUUCAAAUUUUAUAACUGAUCAAGGAUAGUUUUUGUAACUUAGUCGGGGCUGCUCUUUUUACAAUAUAAAUGUAAUUAAGAUUCUCGUUUUAUUUAUGUAAAAUUGUUUUUAAAAUUGAAGUAUGAUGUUUUAUGAGAUAAUAUGAUAUAGCCAAUAAUAUGAAUAUAAUUAUUUAAGUGUUUAAAAAAACCCUCGAAUAUACAACAAUGAAAAUAUUUUGAUUGAUAUUAUCGAGUUGCAUUUACCCCAAGUCCUUUAUGCCCAAUUGCCAUUUCAACUAUAUUAUUAUAGGUUGCACACACUUAGCUACAAUGGCUGGUAACUGUGAAAUGCUCUGUAAACCGCUAUUGUGCUACAAACAUUAAACUAUUAUCCUGCUUUGACUCCGCGUGCUCCAAGUCCAUCAUAUUUUGAUAUAAUAUAACCUAUAUAUUUAUAAAUAAUAAAAACCAUAAAACAGAAAAAUAAUAAUAAUAAAAUAGUGAUUGAUAGUAUUAUGUCGAACAAAGAUUUUAAAGAAUAUAAUUUUUUUUCUCAUUAAGAACAAUGUUUAAUGUGUACAUGAGUGGGUGAGUGUGUGUCUUGUAAUUAUUUAUGUGUGUAUAUUCUUGAACGCAAAGGGUAGUAACAAUAAUGCAAAAGUUCUAACCAACACUGUUUUAGUUCAGUUAAGUUAUAUUGUUUCUUAAUUUGUUCGUAUAUAAAAUGUAAUACCUAUGUAAUUGUAUGAAUACCCAAAAUGAAAAGAAUGUUUCUGGUUUCUGUUGACAUUAACAUAAUUAUUAUUUUUACAACUACAUUUAUAAGACCCAAUCUAAUCUAUUUUAUUGUGAUAUAUCUUAAACAUGAAUGUAUAAUGUAUGAUUAAAAAGACCAUAUUAUUAUAAAAUACAGUGUUUAGACUCAUUCGAUACCUA